ACAAGAUUAAUAAGAAAACAUUUCAAAAUUUGUUGUCAAGACAAAAAUCAACAAUUGUAAUAACUUUAACUCUAACAACUCUCAGUUUAAAUUUGCAAAUAAUUUAAUCACAAUUAAGUAAAUUAAUUAAUCUUUUCAACUAAUUGUAACAAUUUGUUUCGUCCGUUGAAAUGAAUGGACUUUAUGUGUUAUCCAAAAUACCAAGAGAAUCUUCAUUGAAAGCCAAAAUAGGUCAAGGUGUUCCCGCUUUGAGACAGAAAUUAAAAUUAAUUUGUAAAGAUAAUCCAGUUACCGAGGAAUUGUUUAUCAACGUCUUACCCUCUAAGAAUCCCGAAUUCCCGAGGAAAUUUUUCCGACUAGUCACCAAGAACAAGACUACAAUUGAACAGGAGAGACUCGUUAAGAAGAUUGUCAAAUUAGCAAAGAGCGAAGAUGCAAUCAAAUUAAAAUGUCUCUUUGAAAUCUACGAUUUUAAUGACGAUGGUACAUUGUCCUUCGACGAGGUUGGAUGUUUACUACGAGCUUGUAUGGCAGAAAAUGGUCUACAAUUUACCGAAGAUGAGAUUGACCAGUUGACCGCAACCUUUAUGGAAGAAGCUGACCAGGACAAUUCGCAAACAAUUGACUUCGUCGAAUUCAGAUCACUUCUUAAUCGUUACGAGGCUUUAGUUGAAUGUAUGUGCCGAUCAUUUGAACGAUGGAUGUUACUAAGUCCAGCCGAAUUCACGACAAAAUCGACUAAGAAAGUGUCCCUGUGGCAAAUUGAGUACAUUAGAAACAACGCUCUAAGUGUCAUCACCUUGACCAUUUACGUUUUAUUCAGCGCUGGACUUUUCUUUUGGCGAAUCGCUUAUUUCACGGUACAAAAGUCGAACCCUUUUAUUACAAUCGCAAGAGGUGCAGGAAUGCUUCUUAACUUUAAUUGUGCUCUCAUAAUGUUGUUCAUUUUACGACGAAGUAUAACUCGACUUCGUAUUUUGGGCUUUGCAUCGUACCUACCACUCGAUAAGAAUAUUAAAUACCAUAAAUUCUGUGGUUAUAUUAUUACAUUUUUCGCUCUUCUUCACACAUUCGCUCAUCUCGGUAAUUAUGCUCUAAUCUCCGCCGAAACUGGACAACCUUAUGUGCGAAUGAUUUUUAGCGCUCAUCCAGAAUAUUUUACCUUCUUCUUUGGUGCUGCGAAUAUAACUGGAUGGGUUUGUUUGGGUUCUUUGUUUAUUCUUGUUCUUUCCUCGCUUCCCUUUGUCAGAAAAUCUGGACAUUUCGAGAUAUUCGCUUAUUUCCAUUUGUUCUACAUCGUCUUUUGGUCAGUUCUACUUCUUCAUGGACCCAAAUUCUGGAUCUGGUUAACUGUUCCUGGAAUUUGUUUCAUUAUCGAGAAGGUUCAUUAUUUCUCGAGUAUGAUGGGCGAUUCUGGGAAUAGUUAUAUUGUUAGAUGUCGAAUUUUACCUUCGAAAGUUAGUCAUUUAGCUAUUCGUCGACCUAAACAUUUCGAUUAUCAUCCUGGCGAUUGGGUCUAUAUUCAGAUACCAAAGAUCUCUUCAUGGGAAUGGCAUCCGUUCACCAUUAGUAGUGCUCCAGAAAUGCCCGAUGUUAUAUUCCUUCAUAUUCGCUCUGUCGGCGAAUGGACAAAUCGAUUGCAUUCAUUACUCUUGGAACAAGAAGAGGCCGGAUUAUCUUCGAUUAAAAAACCAUCGGUGAAUGUCAAAUGUCCAGAUUUAGCGGUUUCGAUUCCACCUACACCCAAAUCGAUUGCAUCUCAAUCAUCAAUGAGUUCUAAUGAGAUUACAGAGACUCCGUUUAUGAUUCGUCGAGGAAAAGUUCGUUCACCAACGAAUCGAGAACAGUUAUCAAGCUAUCGACAAGUUAUUCAAGAUCUUACAGAUCGAUUAGGAUCCAUAGUUAGUGCUAAUGCUUCAACCAGUUUCCAAGUGAUUCAAUUUACCCGACCAAUUGGUCGGUGUUGCGAUGACGAUGACGAGGCUCGAUUUUAUGCUUUUAAGGACAAUGAUCGAAUCGACGCUUUAGAGGUCACAUCAAUGAUUACCGGCGAAAAAGUUGUCUUGAGUUCAACACCAAAGCCAAUCAAUAGUUCAAAAAGUUCAUCGGUAAAAUCGAUGAAAUCAAUUUCUUCACAAGGUUCGAGUUUCAAAAACUUACCUGGAACUUUGAUUCGAACACCACUUGAACUUCCAGUUCGCCUUGAUGGGCCUUACGGGUCACCAUCGUCUCACAUUUUCAAAACCGAACACGCAGUUAUGAUCGCAACGGGAAUCGGUGUGACCCCGUUUGCCUCAAUUCUUCAAAGUAUAAUGUUCAGAUACGCUAAAUCGAAACACACUUGCCCCCAAUGUAAGCAUUCAUGGUCGGACGCUGUACCGACCGAUAUCAUGAGGUUAAAAAAGGUCGACUUUAUUUGGUUAAAUCGAGAUCAAAAGUCAUUGGAAUGGUUUGUCCAUCUAUUAACUCAACUCGAAAUGACCCAAGCAGAAAUUGAUUCGAAAAAUCGAUUCUUGGACAUUCACAUUUUCAUUACAUCGGCUUUGGAUGCUGCCGAUAUCCGAGCACUUGGCCUGCAAUUGGCAUUGGGAUUAAUGCACGAAAAGAAAGAGAGAGACCUGAUCACCGGAUUACGAACAAAAACCAAACCCGGAAGACCAAAUUGGAACCAGCUGUUCGAUACCAUCAAUGUCUCGAAAAAAGGUAAGGUCACAACAUUUUACUGCGGUGCUCCAGUUCUGGGAAAACAAUUACAUAACCUUUGUAAUCAAUAUGGUUUCAAUUUCCACAAAGAAAUUUUCUCUUAAUUAAUUUGGAGAAAAAUGUAAAUUACAAUUAACGUUUCAUGUAAUCAUGUUGAUCUUUUUUUUGUCUCGAAUUUGAAUUUGUUUUAUCACAAUGAAUUUUUGCUUCUCCCACUCAAUUUGAUAUUGUAAAUAUAAAUUGAACAUCGAGAAUAUAAUAACAAUAAAUUAUAUACAAUGUAUGAGUUAA
This is a messenger RNA of Panonychus citri (citrus red mite), 2994 nucleotides long. RefSeq names its product NADPH oxidase 5-like. Gene Ontology annotation, biological process: defense response; superoxide anion generation. The record is from RefSeq and is a predicted model, not a curated record. The transcript is spliced from 8 exons. The coding region runs from base 171 to 2807 and encodes 878 amino acids. NCBI's taxonomy places the organism in Eukaryota, Metazoa, Arthropoda, Arachnida, Trombidiformes, Tetranychidae. Gene Ontology annotation, cellular component: NADPH oxidase complex; plasma membrane. Gene Ontology annotation, molecular function: calcium ion binding; superoxide-generating NAD(P)H oxidase activity.